Molecule: messenger RNA, 1059 nt
Organism: Ascoidea rubescens DSM 1968
Lineage: Eukaryota; Fungi; Ascomycota; Saccharomycetes; Ascoideales; Ascoideaceae
Exons: 1
Coding region: 1-1059 (352 amino acids)
Source: RefSeq, a predicted model, not a curated record
AUGACAGCAGCCAGUGUUAACAACAACGCCAAUAGCAACAGCUCACGAAGAAGAAAUGGUCAUUUGGGUGUUUCAAAUAUGAGCUCGAAGUAUGGCAAUGGCAAUGGCAAUGGCAAUGGCAGUUAUCUAAUCCAUUCAAUUGGCAAUGGCACCAACAAUCAAUACAUGGAUCCAUUGAAGAUUAAUUGCAAUCACAGUUACUAUCACAAUAACAAUCAUAGUAAUAAUCAUAAUAACAAUAACAAUAAUAAUAAUAACUAUCAUUCUGGUGGAAACCUAAACUCAAGGUAUAAGAAACUUAACAAAAAAUCCAAAGAAUUAAACAAAAAAACCUCAAUUAGUUACAAUAAUCAUAAUCAAACUCAAAUCCAUAAUCAUCUUCAAAAUAUUACCAUCAAUGAUAUUAAUAAUAAUAUUAAUAAAUUUUAUAAUAAUAUCCAUAAUAACAAUAAUAAUAAUAAUAACAAUAAUAAUAAUAAUAAUAAUAAUAAUAAUAAUAAUAAUAAUAAUAAUAAUAAUAAAACUAUUGUCAGCGCUAAUCUCAAAAGUACCAAAACUGCUUCUGCGAAUCCUACUUCUAAUGCUCUUACUGAAUCUAAUGAUAAAAACAACAUUUCAAUUGGUGAAUAUUUGAAGGUGGUAGAAAACGACAGAAACUACCACUUGGACUAUUUAUACAGCUUGAACAAUUUGAUCAACAGUUCAGAUGAUAUCCAAGUUGAAGUUGAAGCCAAAGAUAAGAAAAAAAAGGUUAAAGUUAAUGCCAAUAACAAUGAUUACUUGAUUCACGAAUAUAUUAACAACUAUCGGGACAGUUACUUAUCGAUUCCAUUGUGCUGCUCAGAACAUUUUCAAUCAAAUUAUUUUGACUUGUUAUACAGCCACAAUGAAGCACAGUCUACCAACUCUUCUCAAGCUUCGUCAAACAGCUAUAAUAGCAGUUACAACAGUGGAUCUAGUAGUGUUGGGCACUUCAACAAUAGUGGAGUCAACAGCAGUGUUGGCAUCGAAGCAGUUGAGUUGCUAGGAUUGGCAGUCAAAUUAAGAGAAUUUAUUUGA